This is a messenger RNA of Corylus avellana, 1912 nucleotides long. The record is from RefSeq and is a predicted model, not a curated record. Lineage: Eukaryota; Viridiplantae; Streptophyta; Magnoliopsida; Fagales; Betulaceae.
UGUUCUUUGUCAAUUCAUCAUAUAAGGAGAGUACUUGAGCUGUUCAUGAUCAUCACAAGCAAGUCCUUGUAUUCAUCAGGCCAGGGUGCAAUGAUGGCAGGAAAAAUCAUAGCAGUAUUAUUCCCACUAAUGGCAACCUGUUCAAUGUUCUUGAGUUCGGCUUGGAGCUACGAGGGCGAAUGGAAAUUGAUGGAGAAAAGCAUUGGAAUUUCAGCAAUGCACAUGGCAUUGUUGCCAAGUGAUCGAAUCAUUGCGUUCGACAGAACAAACAUGGGUCCUUCCAAUAUCACCUUAUCAGAUGGGAGGUGCCUACAUAUUUCAAAAACCAUCGACUGCUUCGCUCAUUCCGUGGAAUUCGAUCCUGCUGUCGGCAAAGUCCGACCGCUCACAAUUUUCACCGACACAUGGUGUUCUUCCGGCGCAUUGUCUGCAGAUGGCGUCCUAGUGCAGAGCGGCGGGUACGGCGACGGCGAUCGGGUUGUUCGGUAUUUCAAGCCAUGUGCAGAUUGUGAUUGGGGAGAGGAUCCGAGUGGUUUAAGCACACGAAGAUGGUAUGCGUCGAAUCAAGUUUUACCAAACGGGAAAAUCAUUGUUGUUGGCGGCAAAGCUGAAUUCUCGUACGAAUUUAUCCCAAAGAGCUCGAAAUCCGAUCAAACACUUUACCAGCUUCCUUUCCUUAAAGAAACCAUGUAUUCUAGUAUGGUUCCCAACAAUCUCUACCCUUUUCUACACCUCUCUCCGGACGGAAAUCUUUUCGUUUUCGCAAACGACCGUGCAAUUCUUCUCGACUAUGUAAACGACAAGGUUCUUAGAAGCUAUCCGAUUUUGCCUGGUGGGUUUUCAAGGAACUAUCCCAGCACUGGGUCUUCAGCACUUCUCCCGUUAAAACUCUCAAACGGCGGUACCCCAGAUGCUGAGGUUGUCGUUUGUGGUGGGACAUUGCCGAAUUCGAAUGUCAAAGCCAACGCCGGAGUGUUUCUUCCGGCGGCUAAAACGUGCGGUCGGUUGGUUAUCAAUGCGGAAAAUCCGGAAUGGGAAAUGGAAGAAAUGCCGUUGAAUAGAGUGAUGGGUGAUAUGAUCCUGCUGCCGACAGGAGACGUGUUGAUCAUAAAUGGCGCGGCAAAGGGAACCGCCGGUUGGGAAGUAGCGACAGAACCGGUUCUGAACCCGGUUCUUUACCGGCCUAAUAAGCCUAGAAUUAACGACAGUGUUACGAGGUUCGAGGUUUUGAGCGCCAGCAAAAUCCCACGUCUCUAUCAUUCCUCCGCACAUUUGCUCUCCGACGGUCGGGUUUUGGUCGGAGGGAGUAACCCUCACAGAAACUACAACUUCACAACACUCUAUCCAACUGAUUUAAGCCUCGAAGCCUUCUCUCCGCCGUAUUUGGCAGCCGGUAAAUCUCGGCCGUCCAUCUCUUGGGUGAAGCCUGGUGCAGAGCUUGUUUAUAACCAGAGAGUUUCCUUAGGGUUUUACUCGGCGGAAAAAGGUGACCUUGAGAAGACGUACGUGACAAUGGUGGCUCCAUCGUUUACUACACACUCCUUUGCCAUGAACCAGAGGCUGCUGGUUUUAGCUCUUGACCGAGUGAGUGAAACAUCUUCCGGGAGCUUUGUGGUUGAAGGCAAUGCUCCGGCCACCGCAGCGGUGGCGCCGCCAGGUUACUAUCUUCUGUUUGUGGUCCAUGGUGGUGUUCCUAGUAAUGGGACGUGGGUCCAUAUCAAGCACUAGUGGUCUAGUAGUUGUGCUUCUUGAAUCGAGAAUUAAUGGCUUAUGAGCAUUAUAGUACUUGAAUCCUAAUUAUGGCUUAAGCCUUAAUUUCUAUAUGCGUUUCCUGUGGGAUCUAAUAAUUAAUGUAUAUCGCUGCCAUCACUUGCAUCAAUAUAUGUGCAUUGUUUUCCUUCUAAAUAAUAUG